AUGCGAGCAAGCAAUGGCCAUGCUCAUCCUCAAUUCGCUGUUCAACACUGCACUAGCGUGCGAGCCAUCGGCCGACGCCGGGCCGUGCCCAUCGGGGCGGCGUUUGAAAACAGCAGGCAAACAGUGGACACAGAUUGCAAGUCUAUACAGUUGUACAUGGAAUGCAUGAAAGCUGUCCCGACUCACUUUUUUCUCAUCCUUUUCAGCCAUCAGAAUGCGCACUCCAACGGGUUCCUGAGACCUGCAGUCGAGCUUCAACAAGCCCGGACCGCUUCCUCCGUCUACUGUGCCGCAGACAUCGAUAUUGUCGAAGGCCACGUUUUAGCCAAUAUUGCUUCACGUCUAGAAAGCUUCCCUGUCUAUUUUGAGCUCCGAAGCGAUGCGUACCUCGCAUUCGACAUAUUUGCCGGCCACACUCGUCAAGUGCCUCCAAGACUGGGUUACACAAGACGAAACGACGACGAAGCCCAUCACGGCCCUGGGUCGGUCGGGUGGUGCAGAGUGCGCAAUAUCUUCAGCUUUCAGGCCGACCAACUCCGCUGUUACGCAACGUCGGCAUCGCACACACUUAUUCUGGAUCUCUACUUGUCUCUUUUGCGCUCGGAAAGAGCCGCCUUUCGGAAUCGUUCAUGCCAGCGACGGCGAGAUUGGACGUUUCGAGAGGGGCGACCCCAAAAUAUACAUGGUAUCAGGGGACGUGUCAAGACCGAGAGCACAGCCUUUGGUCGUCGAGAGUUGAUGGACUGGAUCUUCACGAAAGUUGGAAGACGUCCAACUCAAGCAGAUCGACGAGUUCGAGACGGCUCUUGA
Molecule: messenger RNA, 810 nt
Organism: Pseudozyma hubeiensis SY62
Lineage: Eukaryota; Fungi; Basidiomycota; Ustilaginomycetes; Ustilaginales; Ustilaginaceae
Product: RNA binding protein
Exons: 2
Coding region: 1-810 (269 amino acids)
Source: RefSeq, a predicted model, not a curated record